GUGAUGGAUUUGAACUUAACAGUGAUUGACAGCGGUUUGUUGGAGAGUGACCAAUCAACGCGAGUUCUCACUGGCUGUUUCCUGUCUCUCCUCAUUCUUUCCACACUGCUGGGAAACACGCUAGUUUGUGCAGCAGUCACGAAAUUCCGUCAUCUCCGCUCCAAAGUCACCAACUUCUUUGUCAUCUCACUGGCUGUGUCAGAUCUAUUGGUUGCCAUCUUGGUCAUGCCUUGGAAGGCUGUAACGGAAAUCGUUGGCUUCUGGCCUUUUGGAUCAUUCUGUGACAUCUGGGUGGCUUUUGAUAUCAUGUGCUCAACAGCAUCCAUCCUCAACCUUUGUGUUAUCAGUGUAGACCGGUACUGGGCCAUUUCCAGCCCAUUCCGCUAUGAGAGAAAGAUGACUCCCAAGGUGGCAUUUGUGAUGAUCAGCACAGCUUGGACGCUGUCUGUGCUCAUCUCCUUUAUCCCAGUGCAGCUGAACUGGCACAAGGCACAGCCAGCGAGCUUCCCGUUGCAGAAUGAUUCUCAUGGGGCACCUUUAAUGGACAACUGUGACUCUAGCCUCAACCGAACCUAUGCCAUUUCCUCCUCCCUCAUCAGCUUCUAUAUCCCAGUGGCCAUCAUGAUUGUGACCUACACACAGAUUUACAGAAUAGCUCAGAAGCAGAUUAAGAGGAUCUCUGCGCUGGAGAGGGCUGCUGAGAGCGCCAAGUUCCGGCACAACAGCAUGGGCAGCAACUGCAAUAUGGACUCUGAGAGCUCCUUUAAAAUGUCUUUCAAAAGGGAGACCAAGGUGCUAAAGACCCUGUCGGUUAUAAUGGGAGUGUUUGUGUGUUGCUGGUUGCCCUUCUUUGUCCUUAACUGCAUGGUGCCAUUUUGCGAGCGUAACCUUCCAUGUAUCAGUCCCACCACCUUUGACAUCUUCGUGUGGUUUGGUUGGGCAAACUCUUCUCUCAACCCCAUUAUAUAUGCCUUCAAUGCAGACUUUCGCAGAGCUUUUGCCAUUCUCUUGGGCUGCCCUAGGCUUUGCCCAGGUCACAGUGUCAUAGAGACACAUAGCCUAAAUAAAAAUUGAAAUGACCCUGCUACACGAUUUUCUUCCUCCAUGGGGUCAGAGGAUAUUCUUACUAUGUGGGGGACCCUGCUCUAAAAUACAGCCUAUGGCACAUUCCCCUGUGCCAGAACAAUCAUGUGUACAAGAGGGGUGAAGGGAUUUGGGAUUAAGGCUCUGAGAAGAAAGCCCUACUGCUGUGCUGGGCACCAGUACUGAUGUUUCUGUUAAGGGGAUAAUCUUUUUGACAGGUAAUGCUCCUGACUCCAAAGACUGAUUGCCUUGAAAUCCUGCAGCUAUGGACUAUUUCAGGCAUGAGCAAAUUAUACAACUUUAAGGGACUAGGCCUUUAGGAAUUUUAUAUUUCCUUCCCUAUGACUAUGUUUCACUUGUGGACCUUAAGAACUAUAAUGAACAAAGAAGAAUGUUUUUAUGGAAAGGAGGUCAAAUGUGACUGAAACCUGCAUACGGAACAGUCUAUAUAUGAACUGGAAUUGAAACUAAUGACUUUAGCUGGGCAAACACAGAAUACAAUGGGAUGUAUUUUCUGUAGUGCUCUUUUCUCUGCAGCUCAUUUCCAGUUUUUAAGCUGGUCUUUCAAAGAUAAAGACACAUCAGUAUAAGGGUUAAUUUUUGGCAUUCACAUCAAAUUAUUUGCUGUUGACAAAUGUCUUAAUUAACUGGAUUAGAUUUUUUUGAAUUCUUGCAUAACCAAGCGCAACAAAUGUUUGUAGGAAAUAUACACAGAACAGUAUG
Ictalurus furcatus (blue catfish) is the source of this 1806-nucleotide messenger RNA. RefSeq names its product dopamine receptor D1a (gene drd1a). Gene Ontology annotation, cellular component: membrane. Bases 4 to 1074 code for a protein of 356 amino acids. The record is from RefSeq and is a predicted model, not a curated record. The transcript has a single exon. Gene Ontology annotation, molecular function: G protein-coupled receptor activity. Lineage: Eukaryota; Metazoa; Chordata; Actinopteri; Siluriformes; Ictaluridae. Gene Ontology annotation, biological process: adenylate cyclase-activating adrenergic receptor signaling pathway.